GGCAGGGUGGGGGGAUGGAAAGGAUGGGCUGAGGGAGGCACAAACCAUCAUUUAUGCUGUAACAUCGUUAAUAAUUACCAGAUAUAUGAAGAACUUUAUGAAAAGAAAGAGGAAGGGAUCCUGCUCCUCCCCCGCGCCGCCCGGCUGCAGCAGCAGGCACCAGCCGCGGGCACCAGCCGCCACCAUGAGCUCCUGCAGCUCGGACAAGUCCCAGAGCAGCUCGGCCUGCGACAACAUCCCGCUCACCCCGGCGCAGCAGCAGGCGGCGGCGGUCGGCGCCGAGCAGGACUGGGCAGCGGCCAAGGCUUUCUACGACAACCUGGUCUCCACCAAGAGACCCCGACCGCCUAAGCCCCAAAAUGCCAUCACUGUGGCAGUCUCCUCCCGGGCUCUCUUUGACAUGGUGAAAGACAGGAAAAUCUACGAAGAGGAAGGGGUGGAAACCUAUGUGAAAUACCAGGAGGAAAACGAGAACGUCCCCCUGAAGCCCGGGCCAGCUUUCUAUUUUGUCAAGGCACUAGAACAGGUCAAUGCCCGGCUUCGUGAGCUGUACCCUAAUGAUGAAGAACUAUUUGAUAUUGUUCUGAUGACUAAUAACCAUGCUCAAGUGGGAGUGAGACUCAUAAACAGCAUCAAUCACUAUAGUUUAUCGAUUGAACGCUUCUGUAUGACUGGUGGAGAAAGCCCUAUUGGUUACCUAACAGCAUAUCUUACCAACUUAUACCUUUCUGCUGACUCUGAAAAAGUCCAAGAAGCUAUAGAAGCAGGCAUUGCAUCUGCUACAAUGUUCACUGCAAAUAAAGACAUACCUUACUGUGAUAAGCAGCUGAGGGUGGCGUUUGAUGGGGAUGCUGUUCUCUUUUCUGAUGAGUCAGAGCAGAUCGUCAAAGAGCAUGGAUUAGAUAGAUUUUUUGAACACGAACAGAUGAAUGAGAAUAAACCCCUUGCACAGGGCCCUUUGAAAGGUUUUCUGGAAGACUUAGGGAAGCUGCAGAAGAAAUUUUAUGCAAAAGACGAACGAUUAGAUUGUCCUAUAAGAACCUACCUCGUCACAGCUAGAAGUGCAGCAAGUUCUGGAGCCAGAGUGCUGAAGACUCUCCGUAGUUGGGGUUUGGAGAUUGAUGAGGCACUUUUCCUUGCAGGAGCUCCUAAAGGACCAAUUUUGGUGAAAAUACGGCCUCAUAUUUUCUUUGAUGAUCAGAUGUUUCACAUUGAAGGAGCACAACAACUGGGUACUAUAGCAGCACAUGUACCUUAUGGCAUUGGUCAGAAGUACUACAAAUCCAAACCUAAAGAUGACACUGUUAAAAAAUAGCUUCCCUUUAACUUAGACAGCCUCUAACACAUAAAUAAUUGGCCCAGGGUUUGCAUUGGGAAACCUAAACAAAAGAAAAGGACUGCUGCUUAAAAAUAAGGAAGCAAACCUUGUCAGAAGCUUUCAGUAUUCAAGAUUAGUCUAUACAUAGCUGAACUGAUGUCCAUAAGUGCAUCUGUGAUCUUUUCUUUAUUAGUUCUAUGUAAUAAAUUCACCCAUAACCAGUCAUUAAUAAAAAAUGUAAAAAAUG
Molecule: messenger RNA, 1565 nt
Organism: Mauremys reevesii (Reeves's turtle)
Lineage: Eukaryota; Metazoa; Chordata; Testudines; Geoemydidae
Product: cytosolic 5'-nucleotidase 1A-like
Exons: 8
Coding region: 86-1315 (409 amino acids)
Biological process (GO): adenosine metabolic process; nucleotide metabolic process
Cellular component (GO): cytosol; cytoplasm
Molecular function (GO): 5'-nucleotidase activity; nucleotide binding; magnesium ion binding
Source: RefSeq, a predicted model, not a curated record